Messenger RNA from Saccoglossus kowalevskii, 928 nucleotides. Its product is annotated as proton-transporting V-type ATPase complex assembly regulator TMEM9-like. Gene Ontology annotation, cellular component: lysosomal membrane. NCBI's taxonomy places the organism in Eukaryota, Metazoa, Hemichordata, Enteropneusta, Harrimaniidae. The record is from RefSeq and is a predicted model, not a curated record.
CGACUUGCUGUUGUUAAUUGGUUAAUCGCUGCCGAAAUCUACAAAAAAACAUGGUUUUUCCUACUAACAGUCUAAUAAUACCGUUCAUCGCAUUUGUGGGAGUCAUCAUAGUUGGAGUUGAGGCUCAAUUUGAUGAUGUUCGAUGUAAAUGUGUGUGUCCACAGGAUCCUGCAAACAAUCUGACUAGAAACAUCUAUAUCAAGAAUGUAAUCCCAGAACAAUGUUCAUGUGCACAUAUUGUGAAAAGAGAAGAAAAGUUUUGUUUACUUUGUGAAUGUAAAUAUGAAAUCCGAAAUACUACAACCAUAAAGGUGAUGGUAAUAUUUGUUGUUUGUCUUAUUGGAGUACUUUUUGCAUAUAUGAUGAUAAUGAUGUGUUUGGAUUAUAUCUUAAGUCACAGGUCAACUCCGCAUACUCAACGACUUGAUGAUGAAGGGGAAAUGACACCAAUUGCUAGACGUCGCGGUGGCUACUUUCAGAGAAUGGAGUCCGCAACACAGAGGUGGAAGCGUCAAGUACAAGAACAGAAAAAGAAUGUGUUUGAUAGGCAUGCUAUGCUUAGUUAAAUUACCGUCUGGGUGAUCAAGCGCCCUCCUGUGGUGAACUGUUUUUUAAAUGUGUUUUUGUAAGCGCCCUCUGGGGUUCAACAAAUAUCUGUGAAAAAUAGCAGUAUAUAUGAAUGUAUUAGGCAACUGUUGCCUAGACGAUGUGUAACAUUAUGUGACAGUAUUAUUAAUGAGGUGUAAAUAUUCAGACAAAGUUUGUCCCAAUGUGUUGAACUAAGUCAUUGAAAUGCAGUGAUAAAUAGCAGCUUUAUGCCUUGUGACCAGGAGCUGUUACUUGUUUCAUGUAAUUUAUUAUGUUUAUUGUUCCUAACAAAAGUAUCUAACAAAAGAUGCUUCUGGGUUAAAGUUCAUUUCACAUACAA